This is a messenger RNA of Phoenix dactylifera (date palm), 2304 nucleotides long. NCBI's taxonomy places the organism in Eukaryota, Viridiplantae, Streptophyta, Magnoliopsida, Arecales, Arecaceae. The record is from RefSeq and is a predicted model, not a curated record.
AUGGCAGAUAACCAAGAUAAUCAGAAUAAAAGGUUGUUGAGUGACUAUGCAGUGCUGAAUGUCAAUGGUGCUCAACCUAGUAUUGCGAGACCUACAGUCAAUGCUAAUAAUUUUGGGAUUAAGCCUGGUCUCAUCCAGAUGGUGCAACAGGAGCAGUUUGGUGGAGGACCUGCUGAGGAUCCACAUGCACACCUUGCCAAUUUCUUGGAGAUUUGUGAUACAAUCAAGAUGAAUGGAGUUAGUGAUGAUGCUAUUCGACUCCGACUUUUUCCAUUUUCUCUAAAAGAUAAAGCCAAGGCCUGGUUGAAUUCUAAAGCGCCUAACUCUUUCACCACCUGGAAUGCCUUGUCACAAGCUUUUCUGAGUAAGUAUUUUCCCCAAGGUAAGACUGCCAAACUUAGAAAUGAUAUUACCAGUUUUGCUCAGUUUGAUGGUGAAUCUUUGUAUGAAGCCUGGGAGAGGUUUAAGGAUCUGCAGAGGAAGUGUCCACAUCAUGGUCUUCCUGACUGGCUGAUUGUACAGACUUUUUAUAAUGGAUUAAUACAUUCAGUUAAAAUUACCAUAGAUGCAGCUGCAGGAGGUACUUUAAUGAGUAAGUCAACAGAAGAGGCAUAUGAGUUGUUAGAAGAAAUGACCUCUAGCAAUUAUCAGUGGUCUAAUGAAAGAGGUAUGCCUAAGAAAGUUCCAGGUAUGUAUGAUGUAGAUGGCAUAAACAUGUUGAAUGCCAAGGUUGAUUCUCUAGUAAAAAUGUUCGGUAAGCUGGGUAAUGUGAAUUCCGUUUCUAGUCCUGUAUUGAGUUGUGAUUGCUGUGGAGGAGCUCACAUGAGUUCUGAUUGUAUGCAGGUUCAAUUUGUGUCUAAUUAUAACAGGCAGCAGCAGCAGAACAACCCUUAUUCCAACACAUACAACCCAGGCUGGAGGAAUCAUCCCAACUUUUCAUGGAAAGAUCAAGGUAACCAAGGUAGCAGUUCUAGACCUCUCCAUCCUCUUGGUUUCCAACCAAGACCAUCCCAACCAGAAAGUAAGCAGUCUUGGGAGAUAGCUAUUGAGAAGUUAGCCAAUGCCAGUUCGGAGAGAUUUGAGAGAUUGGAAGCAAAGGUUGACCAGUUGGCGAGUUCCAAUAGAAAUGUGGAGGUGCAAUUGGGGCAGUUAGCCAAUUCCAUCAAUUCUCGUGGACAUGGUAAUUUGCCUAGUAAGACAGAGGUCAAUCCGAAGGAGCAUUGCAAGGCAGUCACCUUGAGAAGUGGUAAGCAACUUGGUCAGGUAAGUGGUGAUACUAUAGUUGGUGAUGAAGUAGACUAUGAAGAGGUGAGCAAGAAGGUCAGUGAAGAAGUUGAGGACCUAGCCAAGACAACAUCCCCACUACCACCAGUCGAACCUUAUGUUCCUCCCAUUCCUUUUCCUCAAAGGCUUAAGCAGAAUAAAAUUGAUCAACAGUUUGAGAAAUUUUUGAAGGUGUUUAGGCAGCUUCACAUUAAUAUUCCUUUUGCAGACGCCUUAGCACAAAUUCCUGCAUAUACAAAAUUUUUAAAGGAGAUCAUGUCUAAGAAGAGGAAAUUGGAAGAUUUCGAGACCAUUGCCUUGACGGAGGAAUGCAGUGCCAUUAUCCAGAAUAAGCUUCCACCAAAGCUAAGAGAUCCAGGGAGUUUUUCUAUUCCUUGUACUAUAGGUGAUGUUGAUUUUUCUAGAGCUUUAUGUGAUUUAGGUGCUAGUGUUUCACUAAUGCCUUUAUCUGUGUCUAGGAAGCUUGGAUUGAAGGAGUUGAAGCCUACUACCAUCUCUUUGCAGCUAGCUGAUCGAUCGGUCAAAUAUCCUUUGGGUGUUCUUGAGAAUGUGCUGAUCAAGGUAAAGAAGUUUAUCAUUCUAGUUGAUUUUAUUGUUUUGGAGAUGGAAGAAGACACCGAGAUCCCUAUCAUUUUAGGCCGGCCCUUUCUAGCCACAGCUGGAGCUAUCAUAGAUGUUAAGAAUGGUAGGUUGACUUUGAAGGUUGGUGAAGAAGAGGUAGAGUUUAAUUUAUUUGAAGCUACUAAAUAUCCUUCUUUUACUGAUCAUGUUUUUCGAGUUGAUGUUGUAGAUGAGUCGACCAGAGAGAUUUUUAGGGCUGAAAAUACUAAAGAACCUCUUGAGACUUGUUUAGUGAGUGCAGGGACAAGUAAAGAUGAUAAUCUAGAGGUUGCCAAAGUGGCGUGUGCAUUAGAGGCUACAUGUCCUAAACAAAAAAAGAGAGGUAUUUAUUUUGAGGAUAUCGGCAAAGGUCAGCCACCCCCUCCCCAUCUAAUGUGCAAGCACCAGUUCUGGAGUUGA